Necator americanus (New World hookworm) is the source of this 828-nucleotide messenger RNA. RefSeq lists its product as uncharacterized. The record is from RefSeq and is a predicted model, not a curated record. Gene Ontology annotation, biological process: heart morphogenesis; cell fate specification; mesoderm formation. Gene Ontology annotation, cellular component: nucleus. Bases 1 to 828 code for a protein of 275 amino acids. Gene Ontology annotation, molecular function: DNA-binding transcription factor activity, RNA polymerase II-specific; RNA polymerase II cis-regulatory region sequence-specific DNA binding. Lineage: Eukaryota; Metazoa; Nematoda; Chromadorea; Rhabditida; Ancylostomatidae. The transcript is spliced from 6 exons.
AUGGAACCAAGCGUACGAUUGGUUAACGAGGAUCUAUGGACGAAAUUCCAUGAGAACACCACUGAAAUGGUGGUCACGAAAACUGGCAGAAAAAUGUUCCCCAAAUUGGAAUACUCGAUAGAAGGACUAAAAGCCAGUCAAGCCUAUGGAUUAGUCCUUCAAAUUGAGCAAAUUGAUGAGAAUCGAUACAAAUUCUCCGGUGGAGAAUGGAGUGCGGCGGGACGUGGUGAAAAUGGUGGUGUCGCUAAGAAUGUGAUGCACCAUGAUGGUGUGAUGCCGGGCGCACAUUGGAUGCGUCAAGCGGUGAACUUCGAACGCGUCAAAAUCACAAACAAUCCGAAUGAUACGAAUCCAAGUCAUAUUUUCCUCCAAUCCAUGCACAAAUAUGUUCCGGUGCUGAGUAUUUUUGAAAUCGCUCAGUCCGACACUCCGUUUAUGUCGACAUCAACGAGUCAACCACCGAAACAGAUUGCCCGGAUACGAAUCCCGGAAACGGAAUUCGUGGCAGUUACUGCUUAUCAAAACAGUACCAUCACUCAGUUGAAAAUAGAGCACAAUCCGUUCGCGAAGGGAUUUCGGGACGGCGGUGAGCGGAAGCGAUCGACACCGGAAAGCUACGCGGCCACGCCCUCGCCGAAACGCAUCUAUUCACCGAACAACUACACAACAACGACGGAUAAAUCGUUGCCAGUGCCAGUACCACUACUUCCAAGUCCUGCCCCGUUACCGCUUGCGCCCAUGUGGCCCGCAUUCUAUCCCACCUACUGGAGUCCUUAUUCCUACAUGUUAAAUCCGCUAUUGGCGCGAUUUGGCGCAGCGCCAAAAUAA